GAGCCAUGAAGCCUACAGACUGCUUCUGGAGCUCUGGAGCCAGCCUGGUCUCCCGCUGUGCCUCUGACCAUCACGGUUCUGUCUCUUCUGUCAUAAACAGGAGCUGAGCCUGGGCCCAUCUUCUCCUUUCUCCAAGUUCCUAAGCAUGUUGGAAGUAGAAAAAAUCAGAAAGACUCCCAAGAGACAUUCACCCUCAGGCCCAGUGGGGCAGGAGCCCCCUGUGUGUGCUGACACCCUCACGACCAGACUCAGGGGCCCCAUUGCCACUGUGGCUUCCCCCUGUCCUGAAUUGAAAACCAGGGCUACCAACACCUUUCGUGGACUUGCCUGGGGUGCCAGGGUGGGCCUGCCAGAAGCUGAGGUCAAACUUGAGUUUGUAGACAUAGAAGAGAAGACUGGCAGUGGCCACAGGAAGAAGGUCAGACCCUCCGGCUCCCAAAAAGGGAGUGAGAAGGAUCUGUUCUUGCAGAGGAAGAGACCCUCCCCCCUGCCCAGGGGCUCAUUGGUCCCUUCAUCUGACCAAGUCUUCCUGGAGGAGCAGGAGGAAGGUGCCCUGGACCUGUGUGUCUGCAGUGAGAAGAAAAGCUCCUGUUCCCUGGGGAGGCUUGAUCUUCAGCCAGCUGCCUCCCGUGCAACGUGCCAGCCCAGCCGUGGGCCGAAUAAGCCAAAGGGAGACUCUAGACUCUGUGGCCUUAAGUCUGUGCUUCAGCAGAAGCCCCUUGUGCAGCCCGAGAAGAAGGUGUCCAAGAAGAAGGCACAUGGACAGAGAGAGGAGAGGGAGCCAGCAGGAAGGAAGUGGAGGGACCCGGUGCUCAGCUCUGUCCAGGCCCCUUCCACCCCGGCGCUGGUCCAGGCGGCCAGUCUGCACAGGUCAGAGGUAGGCCAGACUAGUGCGAAUGAGGAGGCAAGGCAAGCUGACAUCCUCAUAGCCCUUCUGGCCAGAGAGGUACGGCGCCUCAAGAAGUGGAAGAAGAGGCGUUUGCUGCCUGGUGUCGGAGAGAAGGCGCCCUUGCUGAGCCUCCAGAAGCCACUCUGCUUGAAGAAGCUGGUCAGAACUAUCAAAGCAGAGACCAAGGGCUGGGCUUCUCCCAGGUAUUCCCAAAGCCCUCUGGACAGCACGGGUCAGAAGCCGACGUUGGAUGUUAGACGGUUCUUUACCGUUGACUGCAAGAACAUCUGCCGUGUCACCUGCACUCUGUGUCACACCAGCAUCAGACAGGGCAGAAAUAAGGGGCAGUCCCAAACCUCAGGCCUGGUCCGUCACCUGGUGAGUAAGCACGGGUUGGAGAGGGAAAGAAGGCCGACUGCAGCCAGCCCUGGGGGGAAGCAGGCAGGGGUCGGGGAGAAUCAGAAGGACCUGCCCACAGGUGUCACUGGCCUGGUUCCUGAGGGAUUCCUGUCACCAGGAUGCGAUCCAGAUGCCUCACCUUUGGGAGACAGUGACAAUGAUGGGUGGCUGGCCCCGGGCAGGCCUGAGCAGCUGUUACUGGAUCCACCAUCCCUGCCUACUCCCACCAAAGACAAACCUGCUGCUCCCCCCAUGGCAGUCAGGGAGGACAGAGGUGGCAUAUAUGCCCCCAACCAGCCCCGAGCACAGGCCUGGAACCACAGCAUCACGGAGUUGCUUUGCAGCCUGGCAGUGCCACUCUCCUUUGUUUCGUCCCUCCCCUUUAGAAGGUUUAUGGCCCAGGUCGACCCUUGCUACCAUCUGCCACCUCGAGCCUUCUUCUCUGAUAAAGCCUUGCCUCUGCUCCACGAGGCGAUGGGCGAGCAGGUGUGUCAGGAGAUGCAGUGGGCCCAGGGCAGCCGCCUCCACCUCACUGUGUCUGUGGCAGCCCAGGAUUCGGUCAUAGACUAUGUGGCCAUCACUGCCCACUGGGGGGUGAUACAGCCGCACGCAGUGUCGGGGAGCCUGAGGAAGCGAGCCCUGCUCUGGGUCCGAGGCCUGCCCCUGGAGAGUGCUCCAGAGGACAGGCAGCAGGAGCUGCGGGAGCAGGUCAGCCUGUGGCUCAGCCGUGGCUCCCUGCAGCCAGGCUUCCUGGUCUCCAGUGGCUGUCUCAGCCUGGAGCAGGCAGUGAGGUUGGAGGGCUACACCCACGUUCCUUGCUUUGCCCACUGCCUUGACUCCCUGGUGAGGAACUUUCUGUUUCAUCAUCAUAGCAUCCAGAUCAUCCUGGGCACAGCCAGGGCCAUCUACAGCCAUUUCCAAGGCUCUGCAGAGGCCCGGCAGCUCCUCACCCAGCUGCAGCGGCAGUGUGGCCUCCCGGCUCACCAGCCCUUUGGGGAGCUCUCAGACCACUGGGUCUCCACCUACUGCUUGAUGGAGUGGCUGGUGGAGCAGCAGCAGCCACUGCAAGAGUAUGAGGAGAAACACCAACUGGGGAAGGCUGAGACGGCCCUGUCAGCUAUGUUCUGGGGCCUGACGGACAGUCUGGUUAAGCUCCUGCAGCCCUUCCAGAUGGUGUUCCGGGAAGCGAGCACGGCACAGGCGUGUUUAAGCCAGGUGCUGCCCCAACUGCGCUACCUGCAUAUCUUCCUGGAGCAGGUGCACCGGCACUUUGAGGAGCAGAGUGGCAGGGAGAUGGGUGCAGCCAUCCGGCUGGCUGAGGGCUUGGCCCUACAGCUCUCCACAGACUGCCAGCUCAAUGAGCUCUUCCACCGCGAGGAGUUCGUGCUGGCGACCCUCCUGGACCCCCGCUUUAAGGGGAAGAUUGAGGCCAUCCUGCCCGUGGGUGCCGACAUUGACCACUGGAAGCAAGUUCUCGUGUACAAAGUGAAGGAGAUUAUGGUGUCUGAAUGCUCCUUGCCUCCCUCCCCAUCCCUGCAGAGCCCCAAGGCUAUGCCUGUGGACGCCACCUUGACUGGCAGAAUAGCCCAGAGCCCUGGGGCUGAGGGGAAGGGCCAGAAGGAGCCUGUGCAGAGAGGCGGCAGCUCUGGGUCUUUGCUGCUGGGCCAAAGGGACAAGAGCUUGCUGGAGCAGCUGGAAAGUGUAGGGCUGCUAUCGUCCAAGAGGAACGGAGCCUCGCUCGUCACCGAGAACCACCUGGCCAGCGUCAUCGUCAAGAAGUAUCUGCGUGAGAACGAGACAGUUGGCACCCAGGAGGACCCCCUGGUUUACUGGGAGAAGAGGCGGGAGGUCUGGCCAGCUCUGGCAAGACUGGCCACCAUCUAUCUGUCCUGCCCCGCCACAGGCACCUUCUCUGGAAGUAUCUUUGCCUCCCUGAACAGCCCUGCCAUCCUGGAGCACAGCUCCCCUCUCCCAGUAGAGACGGUUGAGCAUCUCCUCUUCUUGAAGAGCAACCUGGAGAAUUUCCCCAACUACACUCCCCCACCCCUUAUCUUCCCCAGUGGAGACUUGGCCAAGGAGGAGCAGGCCAGUGCGUCUGAUGUCAUGGUCUAAUGCCCUCAGUCUGCCUGUGGGACUCGGCAGUAGAUAAAAGGAGAGAGCAGAGGGUUGCAUCCUAGGCUAUUAGACGGGGGCGGGCAGAAUCUUAAACCUAUUUGGAAAGAAUGGGGUUAGUUUCUCAGUUCUUGACAGGUUGCCGUUUCUUUUUCAGGGAGAUGUCAUUUUCCAUCCACCUUUUGCUCAAUUUAUCUCUAGUGGUAUGUGCAUAGAAAAGGUUUACUCGGUUCCUAAGUGACUGUGAGUGUACUGUGUAGUUCUAUAAAUGGUAAUGCUCUCAGGGCCUGCCCCUGGGCUGAGUGGUUAAAGUUCGACACACUCCACUUUGUGGCCCGGCGUUCGUGGGUUCGGAUCCUGGGUAUGGGCCUGCUCCACUUAUCAGCCAUGCUGUGGAGGCCUCCCACAUACAAAAUAGAGAUUUUGUACAGAUGUUAGCUUGGGGCUGAUCUUCCUCAAGCAAAAAAACCCCAAGAGGAUUAGCAACAGAUGUUAACUCAAGGCGAAUCUUCCUCUCUCACACACACAAAAAAUGGUAAUGCUCCUUUGAAAUAUUGGUGGGCAUUAAGGGCCCUGCCUGCAACUUGUCCAUGUGUGUCAAGGGGUCCCUGCCCUGAGGAGGUCUGCUUCUCAAACAGUGGCCGGGACAAGGCAGGGUGAGGGUGCUGGCAGGCAGGGUCUGUGCUCGGCCUCCUAGAGCCUGGGUGAGCCGUGGAAGCUCUUUCAGGACUUGCUUGCACUGUAGAAAGGAAGAAACCCUAAGGGAGAGUAGCCGCUGUGCGAGGGAAGUGUGUGUGCACUCGUGCACAUGCGCACACACCAGUCUUCUGAGGGUCUGGACUUCCCCGUGGAUCCCAGAGUGGCCGGAGGACCCUGACUGAUGGACUGCCCAGCCAGCGAGGGAGACGGGGUCGAUGCGAGCUGGGACACAGUCCUCAGAUGUCGUUCUUACCAAUAGUUCGUUUCCAGACUACUGGAAUCCUUGGAGUUCCUUCCUUUCUAUGGUGAAAGCAGGCUCAGAGCGUCCCUGGCUUCCCCCGGCUCCAGGGGGCCAAGUAUUUAUCCCACCUACAGUGCCCACACCUCCCCUGUCCAUGGCCACUUUUAAAGGGCAAGUCGCCUACCUGGAAGGGAGACAGGAUGUGUAUCAGACCCACUAGUAAUCCAGAGGUCCUUCAGGGCAGAGUGCAGGACCUGAGGGCGCGGGAUCAGGGACUAUGGGUCGGGUGGGAGAAGGGGAAGGAGAAGGGGAGUGUUUGGGGCGGGCCCGCCACACUCCUCAGACAUGAGUCUCUCCCGAGGUGCCAGGACACUAGGGGAGGUGACUGACAGGCAGGCAGGUAGAGGCAGGGCAAGGCACGCAAGCCUAACUUGGACUUGGGCCUUGGCCAUAGGUGUGAGCCUAGAGGCCUGUCCCCUUGCCUCCCCUUGAGGGGUUGUCAGUCCUGUGGCACUAUGACCAGUUCACUACGGGACAUUUGGAAGUUACUGAGAAUGUAAGGACACAGGAAAAAUUAGCCAUAAUCCUUCCACUUAGCCUCUGUUAAUAGUUUGACGUAUUUUUUCUACCUCGAGAUCACUCUCUCUCUGCUGUUCAGUGUGCUGUGUUUUCAUUUUAACAGUGUAAUAAUAACUGCAUGUUCUUAAAUAAAGCUUUGUAGAGAUCCUUUGUAA
Molecule: messenger RNA, 5074 nt
Organism: Equus caballus (horse)
Lineage: Eukaryota; Metazoa; Chordata; Mammalia; Perissodactyla; Equidae
Source: RefSeq, a predicted model, not a curated record